AUGGCAUUACCUCCUGAGGCUGCUAUACCACGAGUUUUUAAUAAAGAUUCUCCACCACCACCUUCAAUCGAUUCAUCGCCAGCUCCAGAUUCAUCUUCUCCACCGCCAACAUACACUUCUCCUCUCCCUUCUGAUGAUCCUAUACCACCAAAUCAUGAUUCCCCACCACCACCACCACCACCACCAACAAAAGAAUCUUCCUCAGAACCAACCCCUUCAACACCUGAAAUACACAAAUCACCACCGCAGGAGGGAUCGUCUUCUCCUCCAACUUCAUUGCCUACCACUCCCGCUCCUCCUGGUUCUCUUCCUACAAAUGCCUUAUCUCCACCAUCACAUCACUCGCCGUCACACAAGUCGCCAGAUUCCUCAGCCUCUAAUGGUGGUGGUUCAUCGCCGUCUCCAUCAUCUGAUUCCUCUUCUUCAUUUGUGCCAAUUAUUAUUGGGAUUGUCGUUGGGGGAGUAUUGAUUGUUGCCUUAUUCGCCAUUUGCCUAGCAUGUUCAAAGAGGAAGAAGAAACGGACAUACUAUCCUCCAUAUCCAGGCAAAGGUGGUGACAAAUACUACAAUGGCAACUCAGACCAUAUUGUUAAACUUCCUCCACCACAGGGUGUUAUGGGGACACCAGUAGGUGGUGCUGGAGGAUGGGUAGCUCCACCACCACCAGGAAACACCAUUAGUGAAUUUGGCUCUGGGCAACACCAUAUACCUUUGCCAUCUCCAUCACCUAACAUGGGUAUGGGUGGCUUUUCCCAGAGCCAGUUCACUUACGAUGAACUUGCAACAGCAACAGGGGGGUUUUCUCAAGCCAAUUUGUUGGGACAAGGUGGAUUCGGGUACGUACACAAAGGUAUUUUACCGAAUGGAAGGGAAGUCGCGGUUAAAAGUCUCAAGUCGGGCAGUGGACAAGGAGAACGAGAAUUCCAGGCCGAGGUUGAAAUCAUUAGUCGUGUCCAUCAUCGCCACCUCGUGUCUCUUGUUGGAUAUUGCAUUGCUGAUGGACAGAGAAUGUUGGUGUACGAAUUUGUUCCCAAUUCGACCUUGGAACACCACCUUCAUGGGAAUGGUCAGCCAGUGAUGGACUGGGAGACUAGGCUUCGAAUAGCGGUGGGAUCAGCUAAGGGGCUUGCUUAUCUGCAUGAAGACUGCCACCCUCGGAUCAUCCACCGUGAUAUCAAGGCUGCAAAUAUCCUUCUCGACAACAAUUAUGAGGCCAUGGUGGCAGAUUUUGGGUUGGCUAAGCUCUCUUCAGAUAAUUUUACUCACGUUUCCACACGUGUCAUGGGAACUUUUGGGUACCUAGCUCCUGAGUAUGCAUCCAGUGGCAAACUAAGUGAAAAAUCUGAUGUUUUCUCGUUCGGGGUGAUGCUCUUAGAACUCAUAACUGGGCGACGACCUGUGGAUCUUACGAAUAGAAUAAUGGAGGACAGCUUAGUAGACUGGGCUAGGCCACUUAUGGCUCAAGCUUUGGAAGAUGGAAACUACGAUGAGCUCGUGGAGCCACGCCUUGAAGGUAACUUCAUUCCCCUGGAGAUGGCUCGAAUGGUAGCCUGUGCAGCUGCUAGCAUACGCCAUUCUGCCAGAAGGCGCCCGCGGAUGAGCCAGAUUGUACGUGCAUUGGAAGGAGACUCAUCCCUCGAUGACUUAAGCGAAGGUGGGAAAUCCUCAAGCCAGGGUGGCCUGAGUGCAGCACAUAACCAUGGUGGGAGCAACACUGAUAUCUAUGACACUCGUGCAUACAAUGCUGACAUGACGAAGUUCAGGAAGAUGGUGAUUUCAAACCCGGAUAACGCAAGCAGCGAAUAUGGAGCAACAAGCGAGUACGGGCUCAAUCCGUCCUCAUCAAGCAGCGACUCCAGAGAGCUUGACGAUUCAGGUCCGCACAAGCCAAAACCAUAG
This is a messenger RNA of Fraxinus pennsylvanica, 1899 nucleotides long. The record is from the annotation of a GenBank genome assembly. NCBI's taxonomy places the organism in Eukaryota, Viridiplantae, Streptophyta, Magnoliopsida, Lamiales, Oleaceae.